Molecule: messenger RNA, 3000 nt
Organism: Babesia ovata
Lineage: Eukaryota; Apicomplexa; Aconoidasida; Piroplasmida; Babesiidae
Product: WD-repeat containing protein p103
Exons: 8
Coding region: 1-3000 (999 amino acids)
Biological process (GO): ribosomal small subunit assembly; maturation of SSU-rRNA from tricistronic rRNA transcript (SSU-rRNA, 5.8S rRNA, LSU-rRNA)
Cellular component (GO): small-subunit processome; Pwp2p-containing subcomplex of 90S preribosome
Molecular function (GO): protein binding
Source: RefSeq, a predicted model, not a curated record
AUGAGUGCCUACACUCUCGCCGACAUCUGCGGCGCGCCCUACUCCGGAGGCCGUAUAUGCUUCAGCCCUGAUGGCGGCUGCAUUUUGGCCCCGGUGGGCAACCGGAUCACCGUGUACGAUCUGCAAACGAGUAAAAGCACGACUUUAUCAUCGCAAACAAGGUCCGACAUCGCCAUUGUGUCGUACCACCCGACCUUGCCUCUGGCAAUCCUCAUCGACUCCCAUGGUAUUUUGCUUUUUCCUGACAAUUCACAUGCCGCAGGUUAUGGGUACAUUUUAAAUUUAUUAAGAGAUCGCAUACUUCACCGGCUGCAGUUCAAGUCGUCCAGCACCGUAGCUACGGCUAAAAACAAGUCGUCAAUAUUGCCGGCCAACGAAUCGCAACGUCUGGUGCGUGAUGCGGCCUUCAGCCCUGAUGCAAAGUUCUUCGCGGUUGCCGUUGGCAGGAAACUGUGCAUAUGGAGGGCUCCAGAGGAGCAUCUGUCAUGGAGGAUGACGCUGCACCGCGAGUUGACUGGUCACAUGGAAAGCAUAUCCAGCCUGGACUGGUCCAGUGAUUCGCGUUUCAUCUGCACCGCGUCCGCAGACAUGACUGUCCGUCUGUGGUCUGUGAACCCUAUCGAGGGCUUUGUUCCGUGCGCUUUCGUCGACCACCGGCGGUCGGUGAAGGGCGCCUUCUUCUCCCGUGACAUGGGCAGGAUAUUCGCCGUGUCCAAGGAGGGCGUGAUCAUAGUCUGGAAGGUCGCGGACGACGGCAGCGCUGCGAACGUCAACGCAGCUAAGCACAUAGGUCGCAACAAGGCUAGGGCUCAGAAGAUCGCAGUGGAGAGCGACACGGACCCCGCCAUCAGCGGUCCAGAUGUCGACAUAGCUACUGCAGUGUGGGUCAAGGAGACCCAAGCGUAUUGCAAUCAAGCCAAGAAUACGGUGGUCUCCCGCGUGUCUUUCAACAAGAACACCAACCUCGUGGUGAUCGGCUUCACCGGAGGCCUUUUCGGCCUUUACAAGUUCCCAUCGCUGGAUUCCAUAUACACUCUGAGAAUAGGCAACGAGCUACCCGUGGUGGAUUCGGUUGACGUGUCCACUGACGGUGAUUGGCUGGGUUUGGCGUGUUCCGAGACCGGUACUAUCGUCGUGUGGGAGUGGAAAAGCGAGACGUUCGUGAUGAAGCAACAAGGCCACCACAGCGGCGUGCGGUGCGUGGCCUUCUCCACGGGUGGUGGUGACGCCAUAAAGCUGGGUGGCAUCGUGGACAAAGAGCUACGAACCGAUGUCGACCAGAACUUUUCGGGCAACAACCUCGGCCUAGGAAGCCGCUACGUCGUCGCAACCGGCGGUUUUGACGGGAAGGUAAAGCUGUGGGACAGCAACAGCGGUCUCUGUUUCGUGACAUUCGAUGAGCACACGGCAUCUGUCGAGGCCGUCUGCUUCACACCACAGGCCAACGCCGUAAUUACGGCGUCACUGGACGGUACCGUUCGUGCGUUCGAUCUGCUGCGUUACAAGAACUUCCGCACCCUCACGGCGUCGAGGGUGCAGUUCAUCUCCGUUGCCUGCGACUCCUCUGGCAGUAUCGUCUGCGCAGGAUCACGAGGUGAAGCGAACUCCGUGUUCAUCUGGAGCCUGCAAAGCGGCAAGUUGCUGGACGAGCUGCACGGCCAUGCCUCUGCGGUGACCAGCGUGGCAUUCCACCCCAGUCUGGCCUUUUCCGGUUUCUUGGUGUCUGCGUCAUGGGACAAAUUUAUCAACGUCUGGAACAUCUACGGACGAGCGGACAAGGGAGGAGCAACUGAGCCCCUCCUCAACUCGUCCAGCGUGGUGGCCAUCGCCUUUGACCCGCGUGACAAUAACGUCCUGGCUGCCGCCGUUUUAUCCGGUAACAUUCUGUUCUGGGAUCUGGACAACAGCGAGCAAAUCGGCAGCAUCGACGGUCUCCGUGACCUGCAGACAGGGAGGGACCCUACCGAGUUCUUCGCUGCAAACAACAGCCGUGGUGUCCGUGGCCAGAAGGGCGACUUACAGGCUGGUCUGAACCGUAAUCAGCACUUCAACUCGAUUACGUAUGCAUCGAGCGGCCGCAUGCUGAUUGCCGGUUCGCGCAACUCUGCGCACGUGUGCGUGUACAACACGGAAUCGUACUCUCUGCUGUACUCUCUGACGCUGACCAGGAACCGUUCAUUCACCGGGAUAAAUCGGGAGCUGAAUUCGCGUUACAUGACGGAGUACGGCAGUUCGUUACAGGAAUGGGACCUUUCUGACGACGAGGAGGUUGCGGAGGGCGCCGCCGAGCGUCGCCGUAUCCAGGCCCACCACUCACUUCCGGGUGUACAGCAGGGCGAGCUGAGCAGCAAGUCGCGCCGCUUCCACGUGUGGUGCGUGUCAUGUGCGCCCGACGGCAGGCAGUUCGCCGCGGCCACGUCGCACGGGCUGUACGUGUACUCACUCGACGCCUACAUCAAGACCCCGAACUAUGUUAGCGAGGUGCUGAAGUCGGUGGGAUCAUUCCAGCCCCAACUGCUAACGAAGAACGUGACCACUGGAAACGUGCUAUCUGCGCUAGAGGCCGGUGAAUACAGCCGUGCAUUCGUUCUAGCGCUGGCGCUGAACGACUUCAACACGCUGCUGCGCUGCUACGAGAGCGUGCCGAUGGGCUCCAUCGGCCAGGUGGUGGCUUCUAUUGCCCCGGAGUUCGUCUGCGUGCUGCUGAACUUCAUCCGCGCAGUGCUGAGCCCCGACUCCCCCUGUGGGACGGUGCAUUUACAGUGGCAUCUGCUGUGGCUAGAGGAGAUAUUCAGCAUCCACAUGCACACGCUCGGAGGUCUGGACGGUUCGGGAGGCGCGAAGACAAUCGCCCCUGUAGGCCAGAUCGACAUACGGACGAUGCUGCUGUUGCUGCUCCGCCAGCUGCGGCAGACCAAGGCUACAGUCUCUGGGGUGUUGAGCUCUAACGCACACACCGUAGAGUACCUGGCAUCACUCUCUGGGCGUAACAUUGACUGA